AUGAAAAUCUCAUCAAUUAUAUACUAUCUACUGCUUUCAAUAUCGGCUCUAGCUCAUGGAGAUCAUUCACAAACGGUACUAAAGAAAAAACCAGCAAAUUUAAGAUGGCAAGAUUGGCAUAUGUCAGAAGAGCAUAAUUUAGAUGAAUAUGAUGGUAAAACUUUCUUUCUAUUACAUGAUUUAAAAGGUCUUGGUAAAUGGGAUCAUGAUGAUGUUUUAAAUCUUUAUGGAAUUAAACAUGAACAAAUCAUAGGAGAUGGAUCAGGGAUGGGAGAAAAUUCAAUUACAAUAACAAAAGAAACUCAAAGAAUGGUAGUUGAUUCCAUUUUUCAAUUAUUUGAUUUAAAUAAUGAUGGUACAAUAAGUUUAGAAGAAUGGUUAUCAUUUCAUGAUGCAGGAAAAGAAUUACCAGAUUUUGGAUUUGGUCAAGGUCAUCAUUUAGAUUUUGAAAGUGAAUAUGAAGAACAUCAUUGGAAUAAAUAUCAUGCUCAAAAUGAUCCAGAUACAAAAAUAAAACAUAAAGAAGAUAUUGAACAUGAAUUAUUACAUCAUAAACAUGAAAUUGAAGAAACUCAUGAUCGAUCUUCAAGAUUAAAGAAAUUUGCAAAUGAUUAUUUAUCUAAUAUCAGAUUAGAUAAUUUAACUCCAAAGUAUAGAAUAUAG
Messenger RNA from Lodderomyces pseudojiufengensis, 663 nucleotides. RefSeq lists its product as uncharacterized. Bases 1 to 663 code for a protein of 220 amino acids. Gene Ontology annotation, molecular function: calcium ion binding. The transcript has a single exon. Gene Ontology annotation, cellular component: endoplasmic reticulum-Golgi intermediate compartment; extracellular exosome. Lineage: Eukaryota; Fungi; Ascomycota; Pichiomycetes; Serinales; Debaryomycetaceae. The record is from RefSeq and is a predicted model, not a curated record.